AUGGUCCUCCGCAUCCGUCUCGCCCGCUUCGGCACCAAGGGCAAGCCUGUCUACAACAUCGUUCUCACACAGGCCAAGACCGCACGUAACAGCAAACCUAUGGAAGUCCUAGGCACAUACAAUCCUAUCCCACAAACGCCGCUAGCCACGAGCCACACGCCCGAAUUCACCCCCGAGGGCGAGAAGUUCAAACCUAAGAAAUAUAAAGCCAUCGAGCUGGAUACGGUACGGACGAAAUACUGGUUGGGCGUUGGCGCACAGCCUACUGAGCCGGUCGAGAAGCUACUUUGCAUGCUCGGCAUGAUGGAACGGAAACCGACAUUACUGGAACGCGAAGCCAUAAGAACGCAGAAACAAUCAGCUUAA
This is a messenger RNA of Exophiala bonariae, 366 nucleotides long. RefSeq lists its product as uncharacterized. Bases 1 to 366 code for a protein of 121 amino acids. The record is from RefSeq and is a predicted model, not a curated record. Gene Ontology annotation, molecular function: structural constituent of ribosome. Lineage: Eukaryota; Fungi; Ascomycota; Eurotiomycetes; Chaetothyriales; Herpotrichiellaceae. Gene Ontology annotation, cellular component: ribosome; mitochondrial small ribosomal subunit. The transcript has 2 exons. Gene Ontology annotation, biological process: mitochondrial translation.